UGAAGAGGUGGCUGAGGAGGAGUUUAGACCGGUUUACGAUGACGAGGAAUUGAUGGAGCUGGUUAGUGGUUCGACUCUCGUCUUGUAGAAUAGAAUAAAGUAUUCUAUCGCACGAUUGGGUGAUAGGGUGAUGAUAUGAAUGAGGAUGAGAAAUAUAGGGGACGGGUGGGGGAGAAGGGAAUUACGUAUGAAUUAUGAGAGAAAAUGAUGAUGUUGAGGGCGGUGAUGAUGAGGAUGAAGAUCGUGUGGAUGAUGAUGAAGAUGAUGAUGAAGAUGAUGAGGAUGGUGAAAAUUAUGAGGAUGAUGACGAGGAAGAGGAUGAACAGGAAGAGGAUGAUUAGAGAACGAAGAAGAGAAGGGCGAUGAAACUACGAUGGAUAAGUAUAAGAGGAUAAUCCAAAAAAAAAAGAAAAAAAUGUGAUAAAUCCGAAUUAUAAUUAAAAUAAACGAACAACAUCCCUUCUGUGUGUGUGUGUAAGAAUAAAUUAAAUCAUAAACGAACGAACAUCUAAAUAUCGUUUUUCAAUCGAAAUCAUCGAUGCGUUGCUGGUGUAUCUAGAGAGAGAAAGAAAAAAAAAAACAAACCUUGUUCGAUCCCUUUCCUCCCUCAAGAUAAACAUCGUGAAAGACAUGACGACGUUGUCCGGCUUGAAGGAGGGCCACUGGACCUACUUCUGCGAAAUGACGAUCCGGGAAUUCUUCCUGAACCCGAACUUCACCACCAUGUGCAUAUUCUUCUCCCACAACAGGCUGGUCGUCACCCUCUCCUUCCCCCUGAUCCUCGUCAACGAGUUCACCUACUUCAUCAGGGAGCCGCGGGAGGUGCUGCGCGCGGAAACGUUCAGGAACGACAUAUUGUUCGGCACCGUGAACGAUAAACCGGAAUACUACGUACUGUCCAUCGUCGAGAACGUGUUGGCCCCCAUCUUCCUCAAGGUCGAGACCUGGCCAGACAGUAUCCUGCUUAUUAACCCGUGUGUUCAAUCAACCAAACUUUUCUCUACUUAUCCUGUAUCACCAACUUUAAUUGGCUGCAUAUUUCUCGAACGAAUAUCUCGUGUCCAAUUUUAG
This is a messenger RNA of Apis mellifera (honey bee), 1071 nucleotides long. RefSeq lists its product as uncharacterized. The transcript has a single exon. The record is from RefSeq and is a predicted model, not a curated record. NCBI's taxonomy places the organism in Eukaryota, Metazoa, Arthropoda, Insecta, Hymenoptera, Apidae. Bases 631 to 1071 code for a protein of 146 amino acids.